AUGGGAUGGCCUUAUCAAUUUCUCGAGCUCACUUCCGAUGAGAAGAACCGCCGCCGAGAACUUCUUGAUCGAUAUGCGCUGUAUGCGCAGGUAUCGAUACUGAUUCCAUUCGUGUUAUAUGCUGUUGCGCGCUUCUGUGUGUGGCUGGCGCAUGGAAAGGGAUGGUUCAGAUUGGGAUAUUCACCGUUGGGUCAAUUGCCUGGGGUCGCGGCAUCUACUCGAGCGAAGUAUGUGCAAUCACGGACAGCCCUUCAACGGCGCAGGAAAGUACAGUGGUGGCUGGAGGAUGAAUUCGCCCCGGGCUGGGGGCUGAGAGGACGUUGGAUUGCCGCCAUCGUUUGGGCGCUUUGGCUGCUGGUUCUGUGUCUUCUCCACACGGGAAAUGACUACAUACAUAUCACAAAGCGAUUCGGGAUUAUCGCGGCAUCUCAAAUGCCGUUGCUCUUUCUUCUAUCAAUGCGGACGCGAUUUUCUCCGCUUACUACCGUUCUGAGAUCCUCACAUGAGCAUAUGAUUCAUUGGCAUCAACUGUGCGCUCGUAUUGUCAUGACUCUCAUCGGUCUUCAUGGAGCUUGGUACUUGAAUUUUUACCUGCAAAAAGGCAUCCUCAGAGAUCGUCUGCAACACCAGCAUCCACUCACAGGCCUCAUCGCUCUCAUGAUGAUUUGCGCGAUUGCCACUACCAGUCUGGAGAAAGUCCGACGGUGGAGCUAUCGAAUCUUCAUCUACUGCCACAUUUCCGCCGGUUUGGCAAUUUGGCUUGUCCUGCUUUUCCACGCAAAACCACUUCGCUUGUAUGCUGCCCAGAGCUUGGCAAUUUACGCCGUCGACCGUGUGCUUCGAUAUUACGACACUAUCACUGCAUCGCCCAUUAUCACUGAAAUACCCCAAACGAAUCUUCUCAAAGUGGUCUUGCCAAUCGCGCCGAGAAAGCUGGCUCGCUUUGGAACUAGUCCGGGACAACACAUCUAUCUGUCUUUCCCAGUCACAGAUCGUUGGCCCUGGUGGAAGAGCUUGCUUUCGAAUCCUUUUACAGUGGCCGAUAUCUCUACGGGACAAAUCACGCUUGUGCUGCGAGCACGACAGGGACCCGUGACGCGCAUGCUUCUGAAGCAUGCGGGCCAUGUCAAGGGAGCACCGAUGCUGAACAUUGAGGGGCCAUAUGGAGGAUUCCCACCCAUGCUUGAAAUAGCAUCAGGUGUUGACCGCGUCUUGCUCGUGGCAGGGGGGUCGGAGCAGCUUGGCGAUGAUCGAAUCCACUUUGUUUGGGCUCUCAAAUCUGCCGCCGAAGCGGGCUGGACACUUGACUCGGAAGAACAAAGAUCGGUGCAGCGGUCAAAUAUCUCAAUAUACUUGACUGGGAGCAAUCCGAAUGGCAAUUAUGGUGAGGUAUCAGACGACAACGGGGUGGAGAUGAAUGUCCUACAAUACAACAACACCGCGAUUUCAGGGCUUCAAACGCAGACAGGACGGCCUGACUUGAGAAAGCUUGUGGAUGACAUGAUGAGCUAUCGGACCGAAGAACGAGUUGCAGUGAUCUAUUGUGGUCCCAAGAAUAUGGGUCGAGAGCUACGAUAUCAUGCCGGACGAUGGGUAGCCAAAGGUCGACACGUGAAAUGGCAUGAAGAAUGCUUCGGAUGGUAA
Molecule: messenger RNA, 1644 nt
Organism: Penicillium diatomitis
Lineage: Eukaryota; Fungi; Ascomycota; Eurotiomycetes; Eurotiales; Aspergillaceae
Product: putative metalloreductase Fre8
Exons: 3
Coding region: 1-1644 (547 amino acids)
Biological process (GO): copper ion import; intracellular iron ion homeostasis; iron ion transport
Cellular component (GO): plasma membrane
Molecular function (GO): ferric-chelate reductase activity
Source: RefSeq, a predicted model, not a curated record